This is a messenger RNA of Saitoella complicata NRRL Y-17804, 304 nucleotides long. RefSeq names its product ubiquitin-like protein. Gene Ontology annotation, biological process: protein sumoylation. NCBI's taxonomy places the organism in Eukaryota, Fungi, Ascomycota, Saitoellomycetes, Saitoellales, Saitoellaceae. The record is from RefSeq and is a predicted model, not a curated record. Gene Ontology annotation, molecular function: ubiquitin-like protein ligase binding; protein tag activity. The coding region runs from base 26 to 304 and encodes 92 amino acids. Gene Ontology annotation, cellular component: septin ring; nucleus. The transcript is spliced from 3 exons.
GUCGCUUUCCUAACACUCCUAUACCAUGUCUGAGCAACCCGACGUCAAGCCCGAAGGCCAAACCGAGCACAUCUCCAUCAAGGUUGUUGGUGCCGGUAACGAUGAGGUGUUCUUCAAGAUCAAGCGCUCUACCCCUCUGAAGAAGCUCAUGGAGGCUUACUGUGACCGUUCGGGAAAGACUUUCAACACUGUGCGGUUUUUGGUUGAUGGUGAGCGUGUCAGACCUGAUCAGACUCCUGAGGAUAUGGAAAUGGAGGACGGUGACCAGAUUGAGUGUAUGAUUGAGCAGGUUGGUGGAUGCUGA